Molecule: messenger RNA, 585 nt
Organism: Hibiscus syriacus
Lineage: Eukaryota; Viridiplantae; Streptophyta; Magnoliopsida; Malvales; Malvaceae
Product: cold-regulated protein 27-like
Exons: 4
Coding region: 1-585 (194 amino acids)
Biological process (GO): regulation of circadian rhythm; response to cold
Source: RefSeq, a predicted model, not a curated record
AUGGUUUGGACAAAUGAGAAGCAUAACUCUUAUCUUGAUUUCUUAGAAGAAUCAUUUGUUAAGCAGUUGCAUUAUUCUAGGAGUUUGCAUGGCUGUCAUCCACAAGUGGGAAUGUGGAAGCAAUGUCCAUUCCCACAACAGUCAGCUGGACAUAAUUCUUCUCAUCAGUUUCCGAUACUACAAGAUGACUGUGUCCAGAAGAUGAAUUAUAAGAGCAAUGAUCUUUUCUUGGAAACCAUUGCUAAAUCUGGUUCUGUGGUGCAAAGUCCAAGGUUACAUAAUUUUACAUCUGCAGGCAAAAGCAGCAUAACAACAUUUCCUGUUCCAAUAGAAAUUGUGGUAUCCAAUGAUGGAAUCUACUUGAGAAGUAAUACAGACUUUUCUGGCAAAUCAGCAGUAAACUCGGAGCAGAAUCCCAUCAUUGAUUCAUGCAAUCACAGCUUGGGUAGCUGCAAUGCUGAGGUCUCAGAUCAGAAUUUUGUGGAUGAAGACCAAGGAGAAAUGACUUGCUGGAUAUGUGGGGCAAAAUGCUUGAAGACGACGACAGUGCUUAAUGCUUCAAGUAACAGUCAAGUUGCCUGUUGA